GAAAAGAUAACAGUUGACGUUGGAGUUCAGGUCCUGCAAUAAUUCAGUGCCACAAAUUUCUCUUCUGGAUUCCUUUUGCAUAUUGUAGUUAGAAAAUAUCUUUCCCAUUUUUCUUCUCAAAAAACAGUGAAAAACAGGAGAUUCAGGGAUGGCCAGAAGGUACUGUUACAACGAAGUUCUGCCAUUAACAGCAAUGGCUGGAGUAGAAUGCGCAAAUGUAGGGUUAAACAUUCUAUUCAAAGAAGCAACUUCAAAGGGGAUGAGCCACUACAUCUUCAUCACUUACUCUUAUGCUCUUGGAGCCCUUCUCCUCCUCCCUUUGUCCUUCUUCUUCUUUCCCAGUAGAGCUGUUCUUCCGCCUUUGAAAUUCCACCUCGGCGCUAGAAUUUUCCUUCUUGGGCUUAUUGGGUUUUCGGCUCAAGUUUGUGCUUAUAAGGGUAUAAAUCAUAGCUCCCCAACUCUUGCUUCUGCAAUCCAAAAUCUCUCACCAGCGUUUACUUUCAUACUUGCUGUUAUUUUCAGAUUGGAAACAGUAGCCUUGAGAAGCUCCAGCAGUCAAGCUAAAAUCAUGGGGACCAUAGCAUCAAUUUCGGGUGCAUUACUAGUUGUUCUUUACAAAGGCCCCACAGUGUUUUCCUCUCCAUCAUCAUCUCCCGGUUUACUUCAAUGGCCCCUGGAAUCCUCAGAUCCAAAUUGGGUCACUGGUGGGAUCUUACUUCUUGUUGCCUAUAUGUUGUUUUCAAUCUGGUACAUUGUUCAGACCCAAGUUAUGGAGAUUUAUCCAGCUGAGUUGGUUGUUGCUUUCUUUUACAACUUAUGUGGGACGAUUGUAGCUGUACCAGUUUCCUUAAUGGCUGAAUCUGAGUUGAGUUCUUGGAGGCUAAGGCCUAGUGUUGCGGUUAUUGCAGUCCUGUACUCGGGUGUCUUUCAAUCUUAUAGUUCACUUGCGGUCACAUGGGGACUUCAUUUGAAAGGGCCAGUCUACGUUGCAAUUUUCAGUCCACUGUCUAUAGCCAUUGCUGCUUUUAUGAGUGCUAUUUUCCUUGGUGAUUCUCUGCAUCUUGGAAGUAUUAUCGGAGCAACUGUCAUAUCAAUCGGAUUUUAUGCUGUAAUAUGGGGAAAGGCAAAAGAACAGGGAAGUACUUGUUCAUCUCGUGGUAAGGUUCCUCUGUUGGAAGAGGAAGACAGAGAAGAACAGUUGCAGUGAUUCAUUAAUGGUUUAUGAAAUUAUCAAUGGAUCAUCUGUAUUUGUUUUUGUUUUUGGAUUGAAAUUUAUAGCUGCUAAGCUGAUGAACGAUCAUCAUCAUUUUAAACAAAAUAAUAUUGGGUGUAAUUCCGACAUGUUUGGUAACGAAAAAAAAAACGAAUGGAAAAUGUUAGAUGGCUAUUUGUUAGACUGCUGUUAAUACAGCACGUGCAUGUAAAGGUGGUUAGUCUGUUAGGUUGGUUAGCUAAGUCAGUUUGUUAGGUGGUUAGUGAUUAGCUAAACCAUUGUUAUAAAAGCAGUGUACCGACUAAUAUGAAGGCAAUGCAAUUCUUUACUGUG
Messenger RNA from Hibiscus syriacus, 1546 nucleotides. Its product is annotated as WAT1-related protein At5g40240-like. The transcript is spliced from 7 exons. Gene Ontology annotation, molecular function: transmembrane transporter activity. The record is from RefSeq and is a predicted model, not a curated record. NCBI's taxonomy places the organism in Eukaryota, Viridiplantae, Streptophyta, Magnoliopsida, Malvales, Malvaceae. The coding region runs from base 149 to 1207 and encodes 352 amino acids. Gene Ontology annotation, cellular component: plasma membrane.